This is a messenger RNA of Topomyia yanbarensis, 1552 nucleotides long. Its product is annotated as DEAD-box helicase Dbp80-like. The transcript has 3 exons. Lineage: Eukaryota; Metazoa; Arthropoda; Insecta; Diptera; Culicidae. Bases 1116 to 1433 code for a protein of 105 amino acids. The record is from RefSeq and is a predicted model, not a curated record.
AGUAACAUUGAGAGCCUCUCUCUGUUUACUUUCUGUUUUGAUUAUUACGUCUUUAUAACACUUUACACUAAUUUUCCAGUACAUAUCGAAAGCCGAUAGUUUUUACUAGAAUAUUAGGCAAAGAGUUGAGUACUAAAUAUUGAAACGACCGAGUAAUUAACAGAAGAGAAACACCCCAAAAAGAAUCUCAUUGUUGCUUACGUCCUAUUCAAAUUUUUCUCCAGAAAUAUUUAAUAUCAGCUUUGAAAUUAUCCAUGAUUCAUCUUUUAGCCCGGCGGAUGCAAGUUUGCUAAUUAAACUUAUUCGCAAAGGUCUAGUAGAAUCAAAGCUGGAUCUGGGGGUGAAGGAUCCUUCUUCGCCGCUAUACUUGGUUAAAACUUUCGAAGCUUUGCACAUGAAUUCGAAACUGCUUCUAUGCUAUGGGUUUCAACGCUCCUUCCAAGAUUCAGAAGACGGCUCAACCUACUCUGUUGGCCGAUCCACCACAGAACAUAAUCGCCCAGAGUUGGUCGGGAACAAGAAAAACCACUGCCUUCGUGCUGGCAAUGCUCAAUCGAGUCAAUCCGUUGAAAAACUAUCCGCAGGUGAUUUGCCUUUCCCCACGUAUGAACUGGCAAUUCAGAAGGGGAAAGUAGCUGCAAAACGGCAGUUUUGUGCGGAAAUCGAACUUGGUUAAACCGUUCGCGGUGAGAAGAUCGUCAAAGGGGCGAAGCUGACUAAUCAUAUCAUCAUCGGAACAGCCGGGCGUUCGACCUUAAGAAGAUUGCCAUUUUUGUAAUGGACGAGGCGGGCGUUAUGAUCGCUGUUCUUUUUAGCAACGUACGAGCGGGAGGUGAUGGGAUUCGUCCAGUACAUCGAAACCAAUCCGAUCAUGAUUCUUCUGGUGCGGGAGCAAGAAUCACUCGAUAACACCAAACACUACUACGUCAAAUGCCGCAACCAGGACGAGAAAUAUCAAGCAAUUUCAAACAUGUACGGUGUGAUUACCGUCGGACAAGCGAUCAUUUUCUGUCAUAUGAUGUAGAGGACAGUUGUAAACUCCAAGUAAACUUAUUUUCGGCAUUGUUAAUCGAUCGAAACAGGCACGCAAAACGGCCGGUUGGUUGACCGGCAGGAUGUCCCAGGAUGGUCAUUCGGUAGCGGUACUGUCCGGUGAUCUAACGGUGGAGCAACGGUUGGAACGAACGUUUUGUCCAGGGGUAUCGACGUCGAACAGGUUACCAUUGUCGUCAACUUCGACCUGCCGAUGGAUUAGCAGGGACGAGCCGAUUGCGAAACGUAUCUACAUCGAAUUAGACGCACCGGUAGAUUCAAACGGAAUCACCAUCAACCUAGUGGGUAGUGAUCGAAGCAUGAUGAUUUGCAGAUCAAUGGAAAAACACUUCCGAAAAAAGAUUCAGUUGCUAGACGCGGAGAACUCGGACGAAAUUUAAAAGAUCGCACCGUAAAAUGUUUUCGACCAGCUACUGGUGAAAGGCGUAGGAGCUUUUUUGGGUCAUACUUGUUUUGAUUCUGAAUUUAUAAUUUUAUUAUAUUUUAAUUUUUUUUCUUC